CCUGGGACAGAGGGGACCAAAACUAGAAGGAGGGGGAGGAGGAGGGGGCGCAGCCUAGCGGCGCCGUCCCUCCCCCGCAGGUGGCCGCGCGCAGGCGCAUUCCCCGAGCGCGCCUCUCGCCGCCGCGCCUCCAUCCCGGAUCCUUUGCUGCAGCGUCAGCGCCGCCGCCUCCUCUUUUCCUUUUCCUCCUCCGUCUCCUCCCGCUCUCCCGCUUCUUGUGUCGCGGCACCCGGAGCCGGUACCGAGCCCGGGGCCACGGGGUGCCAUGCUGCCCGGACGGCGGCGCUGAAGGAUGGCGACGCCCGUCCCUCCGCCAGCCCCACGGCACCUGCGGCUGCUGCGGCUGCUGCUCUCCGGCCUUGUCCUCGGAGCGGCCCUGAACGGUGCCACCGCCAGCCGCCCGGAUGCAGCUGCCUGUCCUGGGAGCCUGGACUGUGCACUGAAGAGGCGGGCAAGGUGCCCCCCGGGUGCACAUUCCUGUGGGCCCUGCCUUCAGCCCUUCCAGGAGGAUCAGCAGGGGCUCUGUGUGCCCAGGAUGCGCCGGCCUCCUGGGGAGAGCCUGCCGCAGCCCAGACUGGAAGAUGAGAUCGACUUCCUGGCCCAGGAACUGGCCCUCAAGGAGGCUGGGCACUCCAGGCUCACAGUCAGACCCCUGCCUGAGGCUGGACGGCUGCUUCUAGAGCCUGCUACCCUAGGGUUCUCAGAGCGGGGUCAAGGACCCGAGCCGGGCCUCCCCUCCGCUCGGGGAGCCUCUCUGCCCACACCCCGCACCUCCUUGGGCUCCCCUGUGUCUUCUGGGCCAGUGCACAUGUCCCCCCUGGAGCCCCGGGGCGGGCGCGGCGACGGCCUUGCCCUCGUGCUGAUCGUGGCGUUCUGCGUGGCGGGCGCAGCCGCCUUCGCCGUGGCAACGCUGUGCUGGUGCAGGCUGCAGCGUGAGAUCCGCUUGACCCAGAAGGCCGACUACUCCACGGCGAAGGCGCCGGGCUCACCCGCGACGCCCCGGAUCUCGCCCGGGGACCAGCGGCUGGCGCACAGCGCGGAGAUGUACCACUACCAGCACCAGAGGCAGCAGAUGCUGUGCCUGGAGCGGCAUAAGGAGCCUCCCAAGGAGCUGGACUCGGUCUCUUCGGACGAAGAGAAUGAAGACGGCGACUUCACGGUGUAUGAGUGCCCGGGCCUGGCCCCGACAGGGGAGAUGGAGGUGCGCAACCCCCUGUUCGACCACUCCUCGCUGUCGGCACCCCCGCAGGGCCCAUGCUCGCCACCCUCGCUGCAGUGACCACUGACUUGCCACCCCAGCCCACGGGUGGGGAAGGGCAAGGCCUGGCGUUUCCUAUUAUAAAGAACACAUUGUGAUUGGGGCUGGGGAGAGACAUUGGUCCCCGCUGCCCCUUGCAAGGAGAUUCCCCGCCUGGUGCCUGGAGACCUAGCGUCCUUCUUGCACAUUCCUUGGCCUGCCUGAGCCCUCACACUGCAGAGAGUGGGGGAGCCCUAGAGCCCAGGCAUGGAUGGGAGUUCUGGAGACAAGCCAAUUAAAGUCUGUUUCAAAUCUGUGCUCUGAGUACGUUGAAGGUGUUGGUUAAUCCACAGCCACUCGCCUCCCCCUGGGACUCUGGUAGGUGGACUCAGAGGGUGGGGCUUGGGUUUCUGUAUCCUGAGAGAGGGAAAUCUCUGUGGGAUAUUGGAAAGCCCUCACAGAGGCUGGAGAAGAGGCAGACACAGAACUACCCUCUCCUCCCCU
Molecule: messenger RNA, 1741 nt
Organism: Castor canadensis (American beaver)
Lineage: Eukaryota; Metazoa; Chordata; Mammalia; Rodentia; Castoridae
Gene: Npdc1
Product: neural proliferation, differentiation and control 1
Cellular component (GO): membrane
Source: RefSeq, a predicted model, not a curated record